Rattus rattus (black rat) is the source of this 3082-nucleotide messenger RNA. RefSeq names its product MALT1 paracaspase (gene Malt1). Gene Ontology annotation, molecular function: cysteine-type endopeptidase activity. The transcript has 17 exons. NCBI's taxonomy places the organism in Eukaryota, Metazoa, Chordata, Mammalia, Rodentia, Muridae. The record is from RefSeq and is a predicted model, not a curated record. The coding region runs from base 186 to 2684 and encodes 832 amino acids. Gene Ontology annotation, biological process: proteolysis.
GCUGGGCUUCUCAAGGGAACCUGUCUCGCGGCCCGGGAGCGGUGCUUCUUCCUGUGAGGGCCUCGCUGUGCGGCUGACUUCUCCUUCCGCUCCUGCGACUCCCAGGACAGCGAGAGGCAAGCGGAAGGUGCGCGGACGCCGAAGCCCGAGGGAACUGGGCAGUCGGGGCCACCACCGGCGUAACCAUGUCGCUCUGGGGGCAGCCGCUGCAGGCCUCGCCGCCUCCGGCGGUGCAGCAGCCCCUGACCGCGUCUUCGGGACCUUCGACCGCCCCUCCAGCCGGCUCAACUCUCAACCGCCUGCCCGAGCCGCUGCUGCGGAGGCUCAGCGAGAGCUUGGACCGCGCGCCGGAGGGCCGGGGCUGGCGGCAGCUGGCCGAGCUGGCGGGCAGUCGGGGACGCCUUCGGCUCAGUUGCCUGGACCUGGAACAGUGUUCUCUUAAAGUAUUGGAGCCAGAGGGAAGCCCAAGUUUGUGUUUACUGAAACUGAUGGGUGAGAAAGGAUGUACAGUCCCAGAACUGAGCGACUUCCUCCAGGCUUUGGAGCACACCGAGGUUCUGCAGCUUCUCAACCCCCCAGGCUUAAAGAUCACUGUAAACCCAGAAUCCAAGGCAGUUUUGGCUGGACAGUUUGUAAAACUGUGCUGCCGGGCAACUGGACAUCCUUUUGUACAAUAUCAAUGGUUCAAGAUGAAUAAAGAGAUCCCAUAUGGAAAUUCGUCAGAACUUAUUUUUAACACAGUGCAUGUAAAAGACGCAGGCUUUUAUGUCUGCCGAGUUAACAACAACUCCACCUUUGAAUUUAGCCAGUGGUCACAGCUAGAUGUGUGUGAUGUGACAGAAGUAUCAGACAGCUUCCAGGGAAGUCUGGAUGGCGUCUCAGAAUCCAAGUUGCGAAUCUGUGUUGAACCACAGUCCCAAAAGCUGGCGCCAGGCAGCGCGUUGCUGUUACAGUGCGUCGCCAUUGGAAGCCCUGUGCCCCACUACCAGUGGUUUAAAGACAAAUCACCAUUAGCACACGAGACAAAAAAGCAUUACACGGUUCCAUAUGUGGACCUAGAGCAUGAAGGAACCUACUGGUGUCAUGUAUAUAACGACCGGGACAGUCAAGAUAGUAAGAAGGUAGAAAUCAUCAUAGGAAGAACAGAUGAGGCAGUGGAGUGCACUGAAGAUGAAUUAAAUAAUUUGGGGCAUCCUGAUAAUAAAGAACAAACUGGCCAGCCUUUGGCAAAGGACAAAGUUGCUCUUUUGAUAGGAAAUAUGAAUUACUGGGAGCACCCCAAGCUUAAAGCUCCAUUGGUGGAUGUGUAUGAAUUGACCAACUUAUUAAGGCAACUAGAUUUCAAAGUUGUUUCAUUGUUGGAUCUUACUGAAUACGAGAUGUGUAAUGCUGUGGAUGAAUUCUUACUACUUUUAGACAAAGGAGUGUAUGGGUUGUUAUAUUAUGCCGGGCAUGGUUAUGAAAACUUUGGGAACAGUUUUAUGGUCCCUGUUGAUGCUCCAAAUCCGUAUAGGUCUGAAAAUUGCCUCUGUGUACAAAACAUACUGAAAUUAAUGCAAGAAAAGGAGACGGGACUGAAUGUGUUCCUGUUGGAUAUGUGUCGGAAAAGAAAUGACUACGAUGAUACCAUUCCAAUCUUGGACGCACUGAAAGUCACUGCCAAUAUCGUGUUUGGAUAUGCCACGUGCCAAGGAGCAGAAGCCUUUGAAAUCCAGCAUUCUGGAUUGGCAAAUGGGAUUUUUAUGAAAUUUUUGAAAGAUAGAUUAUUAGAAGACAAGAAAAUUACUGUGUUACUGGAUGAAGUUGCAGAAGAUAUGGGUAAAUGCCACCUUACCAAAGGCAGACAAGCUCUAGAGAUUCGCAGCAGCUUAUCUGAAAAGAGAGCACUGACCGAUCCAAUCCAGGGAGCUCCUUGCUCUGCAGAGGCUCUGGUGCGCAAUCUACAGUGGGCCAAGGCUCACGAACUGCCAGAGAGUAUGUGCCUUAAGUUUCAGUGUGGUGUUCAUAUUCAGUUAGGAUUCGCUGCUGAGUUCUCCAAUGUCAUGAUAAUCUACACAAGUAUAGUCCACAAGCCACCUGAGAUAAUAAUGUGCGACGCCUAUGUUACUGACUUCCCUCUUGACCUAGAUAUUGAUCCAAAACAUGCCAAUAAGGGGACUCCGGAAGAAACUGGCAGCUACUUAGUGUCCAAAGAGCUCCCCAAACACUGCCUCUAUACGAGACUCAGCUCCCUACAAAAACUAAAGGAACAUCUGAUCUUCACAGUCUGUUUAUCCUACCAGUAUUCAGGACUAGAAGACACUGUGGAAGAGAAGCAGGAAGUGAGUGUCGGGAAACCUCUUAUCGCCAAGUUAGACAUGCAUCGAGGACUGGGCAGGAAGACUUGCCUCCAAGCCUGUCGCAUGCCUGAUGAGCCUUGCCACAGCUCCACCUCUACCUCAGCGGGAGCAGGGCACUUCCAUUCCUCCCAGGACUCCUUCCACGAUGUGUACCAUUCUCAGCUCGGCAACUCAGACAGUGCUAUGCCACCAGACAGGUGCCAUUGCAGCCGGACUCCACAUGCCUUCAUUUCCAACUAUCCCCCCCACCACUACUGCCAGUUUGGUAGAAGUAAUGUGCCUGUGGAGACGACUGAUGAAAUGCCGUUCAGUUUUUCUGACAGGCUUAUGAUUUCUGAAAACUGACCUUCAUGUUUUUGAAAAUUAGAAUAGUUAGAGUAAACUCACAUAAUUUAACACUUAUAAAUAAGGUGUGGUGAAAAGGUAAAUGUGUACGUAUGGAGAGAAAACUAGCGACUGUUUUUAUAGCAAAUUCUCAGGAAUAUGAGACUUUAGAAUUACAUUAUUUAAGCUGGGCAGUGGUGGCACACAUCUUUAAUCUCAGCACUCAGAAGGCAGAGGAAGGGGCAGAUCUCUGAGUUCGAGACCAGCCUGGUAUACAUAGUGAGUUCCAGGGCAGCCAGAAAUACAGAGAAAUCCUGCCUAACAAAAACAAAAGCAAAAAAAGAUUACAUUAUUUAACCAGACUCUCUUGCUUUUGUCCUGUUUUAAGACUUUGUGAAUUAAUUUGUUCUGUAAAAAUG